This is a messenger RNA of Setaria italica (foxtail millet), 1115 nucleotides long. RefSeq names its product E3 ubiquitin-protein ligase RNF167. The coding region runs from base 120 to 755 and encodes 211 amino acids. The record is from RefSeq and is a predicted model, not a curated record. Lineage: Eukaryota; Viridiplantae; Streptophyta; Magnoliopsida; Poales; Poaceae. The transcript has a single exon. Gene Ontology annotation, molecular function: ubiquitin protein ligase activity. Gene Ontology annotation, biological process: protein ubiquitination.
GGCAACGCCACCUCCCAAACACGCGCAAUCCAACGAGAGCAACGCGAGCGAACUCGAAAGCCAGAGAGCGAGAGGAGACGCAGGAAGCGAGGAGGAGGAGGAAGGGGAGCGAAGGCGCCAUGGCCGACGACAACAGCGUCGCGAAGAUCAUCGGCCUCACCGGCCUCGCGCUCUCGAGCGGCGCCUCCGCUGCCUUGGCUACCGGCGCGUGCAGCUGGUGCGCGCUCCAGGCCUACCGCGAGGGCCGGCUCUCGCGAGGGUGGUGGUGGCUGCGCGUCGGCUCGCUCGGCGGCGUCUCGACCCUGGAGCAGGCGCUGGACUACGACUGCGCCCUGUGCCGCCGCGGCCUGGACCAGCGGGAGGAGGUCCGCACGCUCUCCUGCGACCACGUCUUCCACCUCCGCAAGAGCGCCAAGUGCGAGAACACCAUCGACGCCUGGCUCCGCGAGAACCAAAUGCGCUGCCCGGUCUGCUGCAAGAUCGCCUACCCCGUGCUGCCAUGGAAGCCGCCGCCGGCAUCCGCGCCACCGGCGCCCGCGCGGUCGCCGUCGACGACGGAUUUGGAGGCUCAGCUACCGCUGCCGUCGGCCUUUGUGGCGCGACCGCGGAGGCAACCGCCGCGGCUGCCGUCGGAGUGGUUCGAGGAUACACUACAGCCGCCAUCGCCAUCGCCAUCACCAUCGCCAUCGCCAUCGCCAUCGCCAUCGCCAUCGCCAUCGCCAUCGCCAUCGCCAUCGCCAUCGCCAUCGCAGUAGACAUGCACGAUCGAGCUUGGAUGAAACGGUGCGUCUUGUGGGGCAGUCUGGAUCAGUUCUUCGGGAGUUUUUUCAAGGAUUCUUUCAUCGUUUCUUUUUCUGCGUUGUUGGAACUGAUGGACGGUAGUGAGUCUUGUCUGAUGGUCUGGAUUAGUUCUUGAAAGAUUCCUUCGUUGUUUCGCUAUUUUGCUUUCCUGGAACACAUCGAGGUUAGAUGCAUUCCUGUUCUUUUGUUCACCUCUGAUGUACUAAACAUCUGAAGAAUUUGGUCAAAAACGGAUCGAGCUUACCUGCGUUUAUGCUCUUUGUUCAGAGCUGCGUUCACCUGUGAUGUACUAAUCAUCUGAAUGUGGUCAAGAA